Molecule: messenger RNA, 516 nt
Organism: Soboliphyme baturini
Lineage: Eukaryota; Metazoa; Nematoda; Enoplea; Dioctophymatida; Soboliphymatidae
Source: the annotation of a GenBank genome assembly
AUGGAGGAGACGACUGUUGACCUUCGCGGCGACAUCGAUUCUAGCGCUAAGGAAAUGUUGUUGCCGGAAAAUGGUACUAAGUCGAAAUGGAGCCAUUUUGCUUUUCCUGCUACUGGCCGAAAUCUCUUCCAAUGGAUCAAAACGCAGCGGCAGAAAGUGCGGCCGGCGCGAGAGUUUUUCAAGACGGAUAAGUUCCACAUUCCGACCAGCGUUGUCGUGGCAUCCAAACGUCUGGUCACCAACCUCGAUUACUUCCAGUGCAAUUAUUUAUUAGUCUUCGUUGUCCUGUUCAUAUACUGCAUACUCACUUCGCCGCUGCUUCUGUUAGUGUUGGGAAGUUUUGGGGCAGCUUUGUUUUACAUAAAAAAGCGAAGCACCGAAAAAAGACUUGUCAUCGCUGGCUACGUGGUGGACACGUUUUACCAGUACAUCGCGCUCUCCGUCCUCGCGUUUCCUUUGUUUUACUUUGCCGGUGCCGGGUCAGUCAUUUUUUGGGUGAUAGGUAAGUGGGUGUAA